Molecule: messenger RNA, 1698 nt
Organism: Scophthalmus maximus (turbot)
Lineage: Eukaryota; Metazoa; Chordata; Actinopteri; Pleuronectiformes; Scophthalmidae
Product: ephrin A4
Exons: 5
Coding region: 508-1119 (203 amino acids)
Biological process (GO): axon guidance; ephrin receptor signaling pathway
Cellular component (GO): plasma membrane
Molecular function (GO): ephrin receptor binding
Source: RefSeq, a predicted model, not a curated record
UCAGCAAUCUGUCGCCGCCAAACCAGCUGGCAGUUCCAAUUUGUAUUCUGACCCAGUACUGUACUGCACACCCCGACCUUUACAAUCAGGUCUAGUCUCCUCUUCUUUACUCUUCUUUUCAAAUAGCCUGUUACUUUUCAGUGAGAUCUCAGCGCAGAGGCAACAUGCAGAGUCUGGACAAACUCUCAAGAACCUCUCCCUGUGGACGCGCACACCUUCGCGGCUGCAGCCUGUGACGACUUCACCUUCUUUCUCUUUUUUUUCUUCUGUUUUUCUUUGGAGCGACUUCAAUCACUUUCACACACGAUGCGAAGCAGCAGCAGCAGCAGCAGGUGACGUGAACGUUCUGUGCCGGUUCAUGAGUUCGGUGAAGCUGCAGAGGAAAGUUGUCAACCGAGUUCCCCUGUCGGCUCCUGCUCACCUGAGCCGCUCCCCGCCCCGCCCCGCCCCGGUGCAGAGCCUCUCUCCGCGGGCCCCCCCUCCUCCCCCCUCCCCUCCCCGGUCGGGAUGUCCCCCCUGAUGUCGACACCGGGAGCUCUGGCCACUUGGAAAGCCACGAUUUUGCUCCUGAACAUCAUCUCUGCCGCUGUGGCCAAACGACACGUCGUGUACUGGAACUCUACGAACACCAGGUUAACGGCAGGAGAUCUGUCCAUCCAGGUGAACCUGAACGAUUACCUGGACGUCUACUGCCCCCACUUCACCAAUAAGGAAACCCUGGGCCCCAGGCAACCGGAGACGCUGGCCCUCUACCUGGUGGGAGAGGCAUCGUUCCAGGGCUGUGUGGAGACCAGAGGAGCCAUCAAGAGGUGGGAGUGUAACACUCCCUAUGCUCCAUUUGGACCAGUUCGCUUCUCUGAGAAGAUCCAAAGGUUCACACCCUUCUCGCUGGGGUUUGAGUUUCUCCCAGGGCACCACUACUACUACAGCUCUCUACCCACAGAUGAAGGGCUUCUCCUGCCAUGUAUGAAGUUGCGUGUCACCGUGUGCUGUGAGCCCACAUCAGAGGGUUCAAAACAAAUACAAGAAACUGCACCUCAAAGUAGAGCGUGCUCACCGAGGACAGCUGCACUUCCACUCCUCCUCCUCGUCCUCACCCUUCUCCUGCCGACGACCUGACUUCCUCGUCCGUCCUCACCACCGACCUCGCUCGCUCCCGUUCACUGCGGGAUUGGGAGUUAUUACUCAAAUGAUCAAGUACACAAUGCAAUCUACGUUCAGACAGUGACACAAUGCAAUGUAUGCUAAGCUUUUGCGAAUGACAAAUUGUACCUUGUGACUGUUUUACCUGUGAAAUACCAGGAAGAAUUGGGUGUCGUCUUCAAAACGGGGCCACAGUGACUCAGGGACAGACGCACCGAAUCACUGUGAUUCAUUUCUCAUUAUUUCCCUCUCACACUCGUUGUGAUAGUAGUAGCGCAGAAUAUUAGGCAAAGAAUUAGGCCUUGUCAUAAGACAUAUCCUGCUCUGCUUCUGCCAGAAGAACGAUGAGUCUGUCCGGACUUGUUCCAACAAAGUUUUCUCACUUUUUCAUUUCUGUCUCUCCUCCUGUUUCUCUUUUUCUACAUAGUUUGUUGUACGCCUUUACGCCUUUUUUUGUCUCCAGUUGAAAAUUGGCCAAAUAAACGCAUACUACUGCACUGAGUAGCUCAGGUUGGAGGUCAAAAUCAGUUAGCUGGUGACCCUUUUUUUUUUUUU